AUGGAGACAUACAGCUGGACGCAGACCCUGGCAGAGGUGCUGGUCUCCAUACCCAUCCCACGUGGCACCAAGGGCAGGGACUGUGCAGUCAGCAUCCAGCCCUCAUCUGUCAGCAUCGGGCUAAAGGGCCAGCUUCCUGUCAUAGCGGGUGAGCUGUAUGCCUCUGUGAAGCUGGAUGACUGCCUGUGGAGCAUUGUGGAUGGCAAGUUACUAGAGGUCACACUGCAAAAGGUGGACCGCAUGCAGUGGUGGAGGGCGGUGGUGAAGGGCCAGCCCGAGAUUGACACUCAGAAGGUGGAGCCUGAGAACUCGCAGCUCGGCGAUCUGGACUCUGAGACGCGUGCCACGGUGGAGAAGAUGAUGUAUGACCAGCGGCAAAAGGCGCUGGGCCUGCCGACCUCUGAUGAACAGAAGAAGGAGGACAUCCUGAAGCAGUUCAUGGCAGCCCAUCCGGAGAUGGACUUCAGCAACGCCAAGAUUGCUUGA
Messenger RNA from Auxenochlorella protothecoides, 486 nucleotides. Its product is annotated as Nuclear migration protein nudC. NCBI's taxonomy places the organism in Eukaryota, Viridiplantae, Chlorophyta, Trebouxiophyceae, Chlorellales, Chlorellaceae. Gene Ontology annotation, biological process: protein folding. The record is from RefSeq and is a predicted model, not a curated record. The coding region runs from base 1 to 486 and encodes 161 amino acids. Gene Ontology annotation, cellular component: cytoplasm. The transcript has 4 exons.